AAUGUCAUUUCUUCUCUCUCCUUACAGGCCUCAGGCCCAGGCCCAAGGCCAAGUGAGAGAGCCCAGGCCACAGGACAUGCUGCCAUUCUGCCAAGAGAGGCUCUUCUGGGGGCCAGGCUGGGACUGGGCCCCGGAAACCAAAAGUCCGUGCCUUACCCAGCUGGGGCCCUCCCGGAGCCUUCUUUGGGUGUUGUGGCUGGGACCCCAACAGGCACCAGUACCCUGCCAGGCCUAGUGCCCUCCUGGACUGCCUGCACGCGCCAGCCUCCUACCUGCUUCCUAAAGGCGACCCUGGCCCACACCCGCAUGCACCCGGUGCAGCCUGCCAAGGGCCAGUCGGGGGGGCUGUGUCCUGCCAGUGUCCACCACAGCUCUGCCUGCCCUUCAGCCCAGCAGGGUUUAAUCAAAACUCAAUGCUUUGCGAGUCUUUACUGCUCGGAGGUGGCUGAGUUGGGGGCCCUGGGCAGGGGUAGGCUGGCAGGCAGUGCCAUGGCAGGCCAGGGUCCCCUCCCGUGGGGUCUGGCCCCCAUCCCAGCAUGUCCAGCCCCUGAAGUUGGAGUGGGGAGCGGUCUGCAUUUGCUGCCACUGCCAGGCCUCUGCCCUGCAGCUAAAACUUGGCCAUCACAUCAACAGAAAACCCCUCCCAGUGCCAGCUGCCCAGGAUGGGCGGGCCCUGGGGACAAUACAGUCCACCUGAGGGGCUGCAGGGUGACACCCAGCAGCCUCUGCCCCCUCACUGCCCACCCAGCGAGGGCAGCCUACCCGAGCCUGCCGCCUGCCAGGUGUGUGCCCUGAGGCUGGCAGCUGGACGUGUGGCCAAUAAAAAGCAGACCUAGCCCGG
Molecule: messenger RNA, 841 nt
Organism: Macaca mulatta (Rhesus monkey)
Lineage: Eukaryota; Metazoa; Chordata; Mammalia; Primates; Cercopithecidae
Source: RefSeq, a predicted model, not a curated record